UUGCUCUUUAUAAGUCCAACUGCAGUUAAAGUUAUAAUCAUUGUAAUCAAACAGGUUUUCUUUAUUUGUGGAUUUUUUUAAACAACAUCUAGUGUCCUUGUAAAAUUGUAAGUGUAGAAAUAAAAGCUCCCGGUGACAGUUGAAAAACGAUUCAAAAGGCAAAACCGUAAUAGGCGUGAGUCAAACUUGAGAUUUUCAGGACCAUUUUGGGAUAAUUUCUACUUUCUCUAUAAUUCAACAGUUUAUGCCAAUAUUAAUGAAACCGUUCCACAUACAUAGCUCUCAUUAGUCUGUGAAAUUUUGAAUGGGCAAACACGGCAUUUCGUUUGACCUGCCGAUGGGAACUUCCACAUCAGGUAAACCUCAUAUUGUAGCUUUGUGUGAUGCUGUCAUUGAACUACUAUUAACAGGUACAGUAGCAGAAAUACAUUUUAUGUAAAUGUGAGCCCACGUCUGUCGCCAUUGAUCAAGGUAAGAAUGGCAUGAAGUGACAUUUCCCAGAGGUGUUGUUUAAUUCUUCAUGUGACUCAGGAAUGUCAGAAUGACCCCUCCUCCAGCCAUCUACACGAUCUACAUCGAGCUGACACCCCCGCCCACCUCCUGUAUCUAUGUGCCCUGUCAGCUGGGGCCCAGCAAGCAGAGAUGGUGUAAAACACUCUCGACUGGAUACCGAAGACUCAAGCCAGGACCAUCACAAAACUCGGACUUCAUACUUGACAACAAAUAAUAAGACCAGUAUGGAGAACAAGGCGCUGGAACCUGACUCUGUGGGUAUUUCCAUGGAGGACAGUAUCAUUUGUAAUGGAGGUAAGCAGCAGCAGGAGGCGUCCAUGUUGAAGCACAAGAAGAUUGAGAACCAGCUGAAAGAAGCACAGCGCUUCACCCAUCUGCCCAAACGCUCACCCGUGGAUCUUGAGUUUAUUGACAUCUCUUACACCAUUCAAGAGGGAUCGUGCUGUAGAAGGAGAGGAUUUAAAGCCUUAUUGAAAUGCCUCUCUGGGAAAUUCUGCAGUCGGGAGCUUGUAGGAAUCAUGGGUCCCUCAGGUGCUGGAAAGUCUACCUUAAUGAACAUUUUGGCAGGAUACAGGGAAACGGGAAUGAAGGGUCAAAUCUUUGUAAAUGGGAGACCCAGGGACCUGAGGUCAUUUCGGAAAAUGUCUUGCUAUAUCAUGCAGCAAGACAUGCUGCUGCCACAUCUCACUGCACGAGAAGCCAUGAUGGUAUCAGCCAACUUGAAGCUUAAUGAGUCUAUGGAUGUGAAGAAAGAACUGGUAAACGAGAUUCUGAUUGCCUUGGGGCUUCUCGACUGUGCUCAUACUCGUACCAGCUCACUUUCAGGUGGUCAGUGUAAAAGGCUCGCCAUUGCCCUUGAGCUGGUCAACAAUCCGCCAGUCAUGUUUUUUGAUGAGCCCACCAGUGGCUUGGAUAGCGUGUCAUGUUAUCAGGUAGUGUCCCUAAUGCGUUCUUUGGCGCUGGGAGGAAGGACUAUUAUUUGCACUAUCCACCAACCAAGUGCUAAACUCUUUGAGAUGUUUGACAAGCUCUAUAUUCUUGGUCAGGGUCAGUGUAUCUACAAAGGCACAGGUUCCUACCUCAUCCCCUAUUUGAAGGGACUGGGAAUUUACUGUCCGACCUAUCAUAACCCUGCAGACUUCAUCAUUGAAGUGGCAUCAGGAGAGUAUGGAGACUUGAACCCCGUUUUGUUUGAAGCCGUCCAAGGAGGAAUGUGUGCAACAGAAGAGAAGAAGAACCAGUGUGGUAAUGAUAGAUCAUUGGUCUAUACCACAGCACGGGCCAAGGAUACUGGACACAUAGAGAGACACACUUUUGCUACAAGCACACUGACACAGUUCUGCAUUCUCUUCAAGAGAACCUUCAUCACUAUUUGUCGAGACCAGGUUUUGACCCACCUCAGACUGAUGUCCCAUAUUGUCAUAGGUGUGUUGAUAGGCUUGCUCUAUCUCAACAUUGGUAAUGAUGCCAGCAUGGUGCAUAACAACACUGGAUUUCUCUUCUUCUCAAUGCUUUUCCUCAUGUUUGGAGCACUCAUGCCAACUGUGUUAACCUUUCCUAUGGAGAUGUCAGUGUUUCUGAGGGAGCAUCUGAACUACUGGUACAGCCUGAAAGCCUAUUAUCUGGCCAAGACCAUGGCUGAUAUUCCAUUCCAAGUGAUCUGCCCCAUCAUGUACUGCAGCAUUGUGUACUGGAUGACAGAGCAGCCUCCAGAGAUUAGCCGCUACCUCCUCUUCAUCGCGCUGUCCACUUGCACUUGUCUGGUCGCGCAAUCCCUCGGCCUGCUAGUUGGCGCCGCGUCCACCUCACUGCAGGUGGCCACAUUUGUUGGACCAGUCACAGCCAUCCCGGUGCUGCUUUUUUCUGGAUUCUUUGUGAACUUUGACACAAUUCCAAAGUACCUUCAGUGGAGCUCUUAUGUGUCAUAUGUCAGGUAUGGUUUUGAAGGAGUAAUUCUGUCCAUCUACGGGAUGAAUCGUUCCGAGCUGGAGUGUCCCGGCAAAGCGUGUCGCUUCCAACGACCCGAGGAGGUUCUUCAGCUGUUGGACGUAGAAGACGCUAAGCUCUAUAUUGACUUCAUCGUCCUGGGUGUUUUCUUUCUCAUCCUGCGACUAGCCACCUACCUUGUUCUCCGCUACAAGAUCAAGGCCGAGCGGUAGAUUGCUUGACAGAAGGUUUGUACUGUUGCCAUUCCAGACUAGGCCAUCACUCUCAUAACCUGAAAUAACCUCUCUUACAUUGGCCUGUUUUGUUUUUUUGUUUUCAUUUUUAAAUUGCACACAUCGCUGCUGAAAUACUUGCUGAAAUAUUCAACUCUGUUGGAUGAACUUGUAUUACCUCAAUACGCCAGCAGGAUUAUUCUUCUGUUUUCAAACAUAUUUUUAGUUCAAUAAGAGUCCCGCGAACCGAGCACAAAGAGAUAUUUAACAUCAAGCUGGGUAUGCACAGUGAUCAUUUCCACUCACUCGGGGAAUACAAAUGACAAAUAAAUUUACACAAUAAUAUUUCUGCUGUCUGUUUGGAAACAUAUUUGAGCUCAAAUGACUAUAUAAAUCAAAUAAUCCCUUAUGCUAGAUGGACUGUUUUCUAUAGCUGUAAAUUAAUUUGCUAUUCUCAAAUUUUAUAUUCUACUUACAAAAUCUAAUCUAAAAAUCCUUUUCGGGUUUUUUUUUCUACUAUUGUCUUGAUUGCUUUUAUGGACUAACAACUGAGUAUUUAAGAUAAAUGAGUAUCCUUUUAUUUUUUGUGGCCACAUGACAUCCAGUUAUACCAGGACAAAAUGCAAUUAUGAUUGGUGCUAACUUUCAUGACCAAUGUGGAAAAUUUGCAUCUGGACUGCAUGUUAAAAGGAGCACGAUGAACAAUGACAAAAAUAUUGUAUUUGUUAUGAAGACUUUUUUUUUUUUACUCAAACUGGUCUUUUCUGUUGUUUUUGUUUUUGUUUUUUUUUAGCUCGACUGCACAAUCAAUCUUAAAUAAUUGAGAAUCGAAUAAACAAUGAUCUGACUGAAUGAA
This is a messenger RNA of Hippocampus zosterae (dwarf seahorse), 3528 nucleotides long. Its product is annotated as ATP-binding cassette sub-family G member 4-like. The transcript has 15 exons. Gene Ontology annotation, molecular function: ATP hydrolysis activity; ATP binding; ABC-type transporter activity. The coding region runs from base 609 to 2672 and encodes 687 amino acids. Gene Ontology annotation, cellular component: plasma membrane. The record is from RefSeq and is a predicted model, not a curated record. NCBI's taxonomy places the organism in Eukaryota, Metazoa, Chordata, Actinopteri, Syngnathiformes, Syngnathidae.